Messenger RNA from Caenorhabditis sp. 36 PRJEB53466, 1628 nucleotides. NCBI's taxonomy places the organism in Eukaryota, Metazoa, Nematoda, Chromadorea, Rhabditida, Rhabditidae. The record is from the annotation of a GenBank genome assembly.
AUGCUAAUCUUCCUCUUCCCUUCGCUUUUAUUCUUGUUAGCAGUCUCUUCGCUCAAGUAUCCGAACGAAAUCGUUGACACUCCGAUCGUGAUUUGCGAGUCCGACAGGAUUAUAAUCAAGGUGAGAUUGGAAUGGAAUCCCUUCUAAGUUUCAGUCGCUUCCAGAUCAAAACUUCCAUUUCGAACCCCUCGCAUAUCUACGUGGAUGGAAGGGAGAAUGAUUUGGAAUGUGUGUCGAGGAAUCAGAAUAAAAUAGAAGUGGCGCAUGAUAAAUGUGGAAUGGUUAACGAGAAAACGGUCAGUUUUCCUGCUUUACCAAGAGGGUCUGAAUGAUUUCUGAUCCAGGACCAGCCAAGUGGAUCCAUCCGUCGACUGUGCAUCUUCGUUCAGCUCCAUCCUCUCUUUGUGACUGAGGCCGAUCGUAGCUACUGUGCUCAAUGCAUCUAUAUGGAUUCGCAUGUGAUGAAGAACAUCGAGUCCACACUGGACAUCAGGUCAGUUCUUCUUCGCUUUCCUGCCCAUCUCUACUUUUCAGUGAAGCUCCGCCUCUCCAGCUCUCCCCUCAAUUCGAUGCGCCCGUGAUGCCAAAGUGCAACUAUUCCAUUCGAAAACAGGGAAAAGACGGACCGCCCGUGCAGUACGCAUCUAUCGGAGACAGCGUAUUUCAUGUGUGGAGCUGCGACGGAGAGCACAACGGAAUUCUCGUGCAGAACUGCCAUGUGGAGGACGGCCAGGGCAAUAAGAUAUUGAUAAUUGAUCAGAACGGGUGCGGCAUCGACCACUACGUCAUGGAUACUCCCGUCUACAACGGACAGCAGUCGGUGGCGUUUCAGGAGACGCAUGUGUUCAAGUUUGCGCAGAGAACGGUCACCCGAUUCAUUUGUCAGAUCAGGAUUUGCAUGAAGGGCGAGGAUUGCAAGAGACUAUCUGUAAGUGGAGAGCACGAGGAAAUCAGUUCAAUCGGACACUUUCAGCCGCCGGAAGCCUGCCCGACCCUGGAGGAGAGGUUCAACGAAGAGCCGGAGAAAGGAAAAGUGUUCGCGUACGGAGCCGUACGAAUCUGAAAAGAAGGCACGUUUUUACAGAGACUCUCCGUCGGAAAUCCGUCCGCCUGCGUCGAUGCCUUCCGAUCUGACCGGCCCCGACGAUGACACUUCGUUGGAAUUCGUGAGACGAGCACCGACGAAAGGAAGUAUUUAUUACGGUGUCGGGUGAGCUCUCUGAGCAAUCUUCAUGACUUCUGAACUGUUCUCCAGCUACAAUCCGAAACGUCACCGCCGUGAAGUGCUCAUUAACACGGCGCCACGAGCUCAGAAGCAGUUUGUGAUGAGAAAUGGAUAUCCGGAGAUGGAAAUGGUCGGAGAAUUGCGUGUGUUCGAGACCCCGCAGGACGUGGAAUACUUCGGUAAGAACUGGGAAAGUUCCAGACGCCGGCAUGCGGUGCUUUCAGAAUCGAAAUCCUCGUCCUCCGGGCCUUCGUCCGUCUGCGAAUCGCCCUCUUCCUCCCUGUUCUUCAGCCUUCUCGUCACUGCUCUCGUCGUCCUCUCCAUCCUUCUCAUCUCUGUUUUCCUUCUCGUCUCCUCUCGAAUCCGUUCCAGCAAGAACAAUUCGAUCCACUUUGCCCAGUGA